GCCCUGGUUAACUGUGCACUAUGAGGCCAGGGGGGGAGGAACACAGAGUUUCUACUUACUGGUUAAACUGGAAAUAUUAACCCUGGAAUGGAGCUUUUACAGAUGGAUAUGGAUUCCAAAGGCAUCAAAAGAAAAACUCGAGAGUAUGAGGGUUGGGUUGAUGGUGAUCCAUGUUUGCAAUGUGAGAACUAUCCCGUUAUCCGCCAGUCCAUGCUUAACAUGUCACUGGACAAGUUCAACAAAGGUCGUAUGCUGAUUGAACCUAGUCUAAGGCGGUAUGUCCUUAUUGCAAACACUCUUCGGCUGAUUGAGGAGGAGAUCAAACGAGAACCCUGUGCAGUUCCUGUGUUGGAUUCCAGAGCCAUACCUUCUGGCAAUAUGGCAACACUAAGCCAGCAGUCUUCCACUGUAAUGAUGGAAUCCCGUGUCCCUGCACUACCUGAAGAUAUAGAGAAUAUUCUCUUGCCUGGUGUUGAAGGGGAUUUACCUGUGUCGUCUUCAGUCGCCAGCAUUUUGAGGGAAUUGGAAAAUGUUUUGGAUGAAGCUGCCCCACAACACCUUCUGCGUUUGUCUGCUAAUCAAGAUCCCCAGGUCAGAGUGGAGCAAAGCCUUAACAUCACUGUUCCCCUGAACUUGAACUCUGUUCAUCAACAAGUAAAUGAUGCUGCGAGUAGAAAAGAAAAUCUUGAGAAAAAAACUAAAUGUACCCCUAAAUUGGAAACUUCAGAAGAUAGUAAGGAUAUAGAAUUAAUAAAAGAGCUAGUUCUUGCUGUGGCCUGCACUGAAACCCUACCUGAACUUCCAGUAGCCAUGGACACUUCCACACUAGAAGAAGUGUCCAGAGAGCCUUGCUCUGACUCCUCAGGGGCUGAGACACCAAAUACCAUUGUGACUUUACCCACAAAAGAAGAACCGUCCAUGGCUCAGACUGUAAAGAGCAUCUCUACAGCUCGUGCAACAGAGACUAUCUUUGGUAGCUUUGAAAUCAUGAGCUCUAGUUACCUCAAUGAUGUUUCUUUUGAUGACCCCUUUUCAGACAUAGACACCUCAGUGUUUGAGAGAGAGGUCACUUCCUUGGGAUCGGUUUCUGGUAGCCGGUUUUGUGCUCAAGACGAACCCUGGUAUCCAUCUUGUAAUUCUGCUUCAUACAGUUCUGGCCAAGGUCUUAGAGAUUCUAAUGAUCUGGACAACAUCAUGGAGAUCCUGGUUGGGUCAUGACGUUCUCAGAUACCUCUUCUCUCUAAAUUAGGAGUAAGAACCAUGUGAACCUGUGUCCAAAUUACACAAGUACUGUUCUAAUGAGAGGGCUGGAGCGUGCACAACCAUGUCUGCAUAGACUUUCAAUCUCCUCUCUUACUCUGGUGGUGUUCAAAGCAAUAUUUGUGCCUCAAACCAUUGAAGGUGCAUGUUAAUGUUUACAAACUUUUUUUAUGAGAUCUACAGUGACAUGUUCCACAGAGUUUGUGCUUCUGUCUCACCAGGCCAAUCUCUUUAUCUUCUGUGAAGAUAUUUAUUUUUAUAUAUUUAUAUGGACAUCAGUGGGGGGGGGGGUUGUUUUGUUUUUUAAUUGUUAAAUUUUAUUUUUAAAGCAAACUUUUACAGACUGUUCCGCGCUGUAGAUUAUGUUGGCUGCUAUGUGGUCAUAAGGUUGGAGGAUGUUCCACUGAAGCCAAUUCUUCCUUUCAUUCAUUGACCACAAAGCCCUCCGCACCUUUUUUUUAAUUUAUAUUAUUUAUUUUGUUUUCAAAAUGAUUUAACAAGCCAAUGUUUGUAUUUUUUUUUUUUUUUUUUUUUUUUUUCUUUUUAUCUUCUGAACAUACUUUCUGUAGAAAUACUGUCAGGUACACUGAGCAGUACUGUGCACACACUGGUAGAUUUCUAAAUGGGGGAAACUGCGUUUUCCUACUUUAACUUUAGCAGAGGAAUUAUUUUUACAUAAAUAUACAAGACUCUUGUAGCUGGUUACACCAUAGUUAACAAAAUGUUUUAAAUAUACAGGUAGCCCUCAGUUUACGCCGGGUUAGGUUCCAGAAGGAAUGGUUGUAAAUCGAAAUCGUUGUAAAUUGAAACCCAGUUUAUAAUGUAAGUCAAUGGGAAGUGAGGGCGUUAGGUUCCAGGCCCCUGUCAAAAUUAUCAUAAGUAACACCUAAUACGUUAUUUUUAAAGCUUUGAAAUGAAGACUUUAAAUGCUAAACAGCAUUAUAAACCUAAUAAAAUAACCACACAACACAGAAUAUAUAAUUAAACUAAGUUAAAUGAACAAAAACAUUUGCUAAACAGCAUUAUAAACCUUAAAAAAUUAUCACACAAUGCAGACUUCACUUGCAUUUUUCUGCAAACAGUUCUUUCUAUGCAUUUCAAUCUGGACUGAUUUAUAGUCAGGAAGAUCUUGUUCCUUUGAAAUCUGCUCGAUAGCUCAGAUCUGGUUAAACUGAUUAAUUUCAGCUUGCUUGGCUUUGCUGCAACACAACCGGACAUCUCCACCUACUGGCUAUUUUAAUAAAUGCACUGCUUCUCAAUGCUUUUCAAUAGCAGUCACAUGACUGGGAAAAAAAGGUUGUUAUUCUGAAACGGUGUAAAUUGAACCGUUGUAAAACGAGGGCCACCUGUAAUACUACUGCAAAUAUCACUAAAUCCAGGUAACCGUGUGCUUAAACAAUAUUAACAAACGUUAUGAUUUACUUAAAGGGAUAUGAAACCCACAUUUUUUUUUCUUCCAUGUUUCAGAUAGAGCAUGCAAACUUUGUAAUCUACUCCUAAUAUUUUUCUUCGUUCUCUUGGUAUCUUUAUUUGAAAAAGCGUGGAUGUAAGCUUAGGAGCCAGCCCAUUUUGGUUCAGCACCUUGGGAAGUGCUUGCUUAUUGUCGGCAAGUGCUACCCAGUUGCUUAACCAAAAAUUGCCUGGCUCCUAAACCUAUAUUCCUGCUUUUCAAAUAGAUACCAAGAGAACAAAGAAAAAAUAUUAAUGGGAGUAAAUUAGAAAGUUUUCUUAAAAUUACAUGUUCUAUCUAAAUCAUGAAAGAGAAAAUUUGGGUUUCAUAUCCCUUUAAUUGAACAAUACUUUUCCACAGCAUACUUGCCUGGAUUACCUAAGUGUUAAAGGGACAUUAAAUUCAAAAUAUAUAACCCCACACAGAUUUCCUAACCCUGUUUUAUGUGCUCUACACUUUGCAGCCAUGCAUGAGCUCAUUGGAAUCUGACCACAACAAAAGAAAAGCAUGUAAAUGUUCUCAAUGGGUGUAUCCCUGGACUGCUCUGGAUUUCUAAAUACAAGCUCUAUAAAGGAUAUGUAAUAUACUUACACUUAUUUUACGUCUCAUAUGAGCUAUAAAGGGCCAUUUUUUUCCCCUUCAUAUAUAGAUAAAGAAAUGCCAAUAUUUUGGUAACUUCCAUAUGGGGUACAGGGAAAAUGUGUCCUACAGAAAAUAAUCUGUAUGAGAAAAUAUACCUGGGAAAACUACCACAUAUAGACUCAGAGCUCUUUUUUAAAGGGGCGUUCUGAACCGAGCACCGCAACGUUCCGAAUAUCUUAACACACCUGCAUUUUAUAUUAUAAUAUCAGUGUUUAAUGGCCCUUUUUUUAACACUUUUUUUCCCAAUUACCAGGUACCGUUUGAUAGGCCAGUAAUUUAAUGGUUAUACCUCAGUGAUCCCUUUCUUCCGAAAUGCUAUACAAUAUUUAGAAAUUCCGUUGUGUACAAUGGCUUAGAACGUCUAAAAUGAACAGAUCAUUGCCCAGUUUGUUUUUUCAUCUCUAGAACCUGACCUUUCAGUGCUGAAAAUAUCCAUGAGGUGCAUUUCUUCCCUCCAUGCCAUGGUUGUGAAUUAACCGCACAUCUUAGAAAUAGUUUUAGUAGCAGAAACAUAAUUUCACUUCAGAGUUCAUUUACUCCCAUUUGAAGAACAAGUUUCAUGUAUCCCUUAAAGGGACAUGAAAUCAGAUUUGUUUUCUUUCAUGGUUCAGAUAGAGCAUGUGAUUUUAAACAACUUUCCCAUUUGUUUUGUUCUCUUGAUAUCCUUUGUUGAAAAUGUUACCUAGGUAGCCUCAAGAGCUUAUGAUUGGUGGCUGCACAUAUAUGCCUCAUGUUAUUGGCUUACCCAAUGUGGCCAGCUAGCUCCCUGUAGUGCAUUGCUGCUACUUCAACAAAGGAUACAAAUUUGGUGAAAUACAUUUAGAUGAUAGAAGUAAAUUGGAAAGUUGUUUAAAUUGUAACUAUGUUUCUGUCUACCUGAGAUAAGGAAGGAAAAAGCUGGAUACUCCUUAGUAAAAUAAAAAUACAAGCUUUAAUAAUUCAUUAAAAGUGUACGUGGAACAACCAAACAUACACAUAGUGGGCGCAACACCAGGCUUACGCGUUUCAGCUAGUUAGCCGUAAUCAUAGUCUACCUGAAUCGUGAAAGAAAACAUUUGGCUUUCAUGUCCAGCAAAUAGAAAUAUUUUGAGGCAUGGGGAGGAAAUGACAUUAUAUAAAAUAUCAGGAUAUCUGUUGUGUGGUAAAUCCCUGUUGUACCAGAUGUCAUGUGUGUUUUUUGUACUAGAGCACAAUUAUUAUUAUUUUUUUCUUCAUGGCUUGUUAAAACUACCUUUAUGCUAAAGUGUAUUUAAUGGAGGCUCUGUGGAAAACUUUCUAGAUGCGAAUAAUGUGAAAAAUAUAUUUACAAGACCUUACAAGGUAAUCUUAACUUAUUUUUUUAAGAGAAAGCCAUAUUUAAGAAGUUAAGCCAUGCCUAUAAAGUUUACCGUUGCAGUGUGAAAUUCAUCUUUCUUCAGGAAAAACAAAAUUGUUUCAUGUGCCUUUCUGAGUCUCGCUCCCCACUUUUCUAUUCUGAUGAAUUUGGAAUUAAUAAAUAUACAGUAUAUUAAAAAAUAUAUAUAUAUAACAUUUAUAAAUGCUAUAUGGACCAGAAAAACAAAGUAGAAGGAAUGAAUACAUACUCUGAAUAUUUAUGGUGCUGUUUCCUUUCUUACAGUGCAUACUGUAUUUGCCAAGUUAGCUACCUUUUUUUAAAAUGUAUCUAAAUUUGCACACACUAUAUAUAUUUAAAUGAAGUGUGGGAAUGAGACUUCAGUUAGGGAAUGAUGUCUUAUUGUAUUUUGCACAACACUUUUGUGAAGGCAUAAAGGAUUUUUUUUUUUUUUAACAAUUACUUGUUUUUCAAACUAUGCAAUAUGUACAGGUGAAUGAGGCUAUGGGGUUUAUGUAUUUCUUUGUCUUUAUUUAAGAAAAAUAAAACAACAAAAAAAAGUA
This is a messenger RNA of Bombina bombina (fire-bellied toad), 5248 nucleotides long. RefSeq names its product SERTA domain-containing protein 2-like. The transcript has 2 exons. Gene Ontology annotation, cellular component: nucleus. The coding region runs from base 88 to 1218 and encodes 376 amino acids. The record is from RefSeq and is a predicted model, not a curated record. Gene Ontology annotation, molecular function: transcription regulator activity. NCBI's taxonomy places the organism in Eukaryota, Metazoa, Chordata, Amphibia, Anura, Bombinatoridae.